AUGCGGCAAAACUUCGCCGCGCUCACUGGUUCGGCGGCGUCGCUGCUCGGUCCAAGGAUGCCAGCGGUGCCAACAUGCUUAGUUUGCACUAAAUCCUCCGGCGGGGGUGUUCUGAUUGCCAUCCGAUCCGGUCUUUCAGUCACUCCAAUCGACGACGAAUCAUGGAACGACCAGGAAUUAGUGUGGAUUCGUAUCGAUCUGGGCACUCGAAAGCUCUUCGUUGGGGUUUUAUACCUACCCCCUGAUCGAGCCAAAAGCGCGGUCUUCGCAAAGUCGUUUUCCCGCGGCCUUUCCCGGUUGUGUUCCCUUACUGUUCCCGAAGACGACAUUCUUAUUAUUGGCGACUUCAACUUGCCCGGACUUAAAUGGUGUUUCUCCCAGUGCGGUUUUUUGUUUGCUGAUCCAGCGAGAUCUUCAUUUACUACGCCCUCUAGUUUGAUCCUCGACUCACUCAGCACAGCAACUCUCCGACAAAUUAACAGCGUCGAGAAUGAGAAUGGUCGCUUGCUCGAUCUCUGUUUUGUUAACGACAGAUCCCAAUUGGCUACGAUUGAACUGGCUCCUGCGCCUCUGGUUAAGCUUGUUCCUCACCACCCGGCACUGCUGCUUUCGCUUGAAAUCUCUGAAGUUGUGACUCCUAUCAAGAAGCCGGUAUCCUUUUUUCUCGAUUUCAAGAACGCCGGUUUUGUCGCUAUUUCACAAACGCUUGACGCCAUCGACUGGAAUUCUGAGCUCGAAUCUUCCGAUCCAAACGCUGCUGCUAUGAAGUUCUCCCAUAUCAUCAACUACAUCAUCGAUCGUCACGUACCAAAACGCUCAGCAGCCUCUGACCUACGUGCUCCCUGGGUCACGAAAGAGUUGCGACAAAUGAAAGCACUCAAGAACAAAGCCCUCCGCUACUACUUGAGGCACAAGUCUCUCCACGCCAAAAACCAGUAUCGCAAACUUAACGCUGCUUAUAAAAAAGUAAGCACGCGUUGUUACCAGGGCUAUCUUAUCUGGAUUCAGCGUGGUUUUAAAACUAGACCCAAAUCGUUUUGGCAGUACAUUAAGGACCAACGGAAAGAAUCGGGCUUACCGUCCUACAUGUUUUUGGAAGACAAGUCGGCGACUUCAGACCUUGAUAUUUGUAACCUCUUCGCUGACAAAUUCCGUAGUACUUUUGAUUCUGGUUCAAUAUCCACGGAGCAGUUGACUAUGGCGGCUAGUAACGUCCCACGUCAGAGCACUUCCUUUCAUCACAUCGUAAUCGAUGACGAUACCAUCCUGAAGGCGACUGCUAAGCUGAAAUCCAGUGUUUCUGCAGGUCCGGAUGGCAUUCCAGCGACUUUUCUAAAACGCUAUAUAUCACAUAUGCUGACUCCUAUAAAACGAAUCUUCCAAUCAUCGCUCACGGAAUCCACGUUCCCUUCCAUUUGGAAAGAGGCUUACAUGUUUCCGGUCUACAAAAAAGGUGACAGGAGGAACGUUAACAAUUAUCGCGACAGUUUUGCCAUGGGAUCUCAAACCGACGUAAUCUACACCGACCUGACCGCAGCUUUCGACAAGGUAAACCACAAAAUAGCCAUAGCCAAACUAGAUCGUAUCGGUAUCUGCGGCUCUUUACUGGAAUGGUUCCAUAGCUACCUGAAUCGACUGCCCUGCACUGCUAGAAGCACUCCAACUCAGCGUGCGAUCCCGUGGCUUGAGGAAUCGUAA
This is a messenger RNA of Uranotaenia lowii, 1698 nucleotides long. RefSeq lists its product as uncharacterized. The record is from RefSeq and is a predicted model, not a curated record. The transcript is spliced from 4 exons. Lineage: Eukaryota; Metazoa; Arthropoda; Insecta; Diptera; Culicidae. Bases 1 to 1698 code for a protein of 565 amino acids.